Messenger RNA from Harmonia axyridis, 4816 nucleotides. RefSeq lists its product as uncharacterized. Bases 3749 to 4732 code for a protein of 327 amino acids. NCBI's taxonomy places the organism in Eukaryota, Metazoa, Arthropoda, Insecta, Coleoptera, Coccinellidae. The transcript is spliced from 3 exons. The record is from RefSeq and is a predicted model, not a curated record.
AGAAACUUCCAAGAAUUCAAGGAAAAAGUGAAACUGUAUGAAACUAUUUCCAAGAAACAACCUGUAAGAUGUAUCAAACCUUUCAAGACGAACAGAGAAUUUAUGAGACAUAAGGAAAAAAAUGGAUUUAAGAAGGAAUAUACAGAUAAAAGUAGUUAUCAAAAUAGAAGGUAUAAGCAAGAACUUUGUUAUAAUUGUGGAAGCCACGGUCAUAAAUCGAAAGACUGUCCAGACAAAAGUAAAGGCGUGAAAUGUUUUAGUUGUAAGAAAUUUGGUCAUUUAUCAUCGAACUGUCCUGACAAAAUUUCACAAAAAACUCAUACUCCUACUAAUGUAAAUACUAUGAAUAUAGUACCGCGAAAUGCAAUUAAAUUGACUUUCGACGAAAUUAAAUUAUUAGCAUUAUUUGAUACCGGUAGUGCCAGAAGCGCAAUUAGACAAGACGUGUACGAAUUAUAUUUCAGAGACGAUUUGCUUUCGAAGGAUAAUAUCUUAGUUAAAGGGAUAGGAUCAAAUCCAGUCAAAACAUUAGGUUCCAUCAGAAAAAAUGUGGAAAUAGACGGUGAAGAAUUUGAUUUAUUGUUUUAUAUUUUACCCAAACAGACGAUGAAUUUCCAAGUUAUAGUUGGAAAUAAUUUAUUGAAACAAGCGGAAGUACACAUAAGAGAAGAAGAAAUUGUUGUACACAAAAUAGAAAAAAAAUUCUUGAUGAAAAUCAGAGUUGAUGAGAGCAUAGUAGACGACAAGAUUCAUUCGAAGCAUAUAGACGAUGAAAAACACAGAAAGUUAGUGGAAAAAAUUAUUGGAGAUGUUAAGCCAAAAAAGACGAUGUCUACUAAUUUUGAAGUACACAAAGAUGAACAAUCGAUAUGCAUAAAACCGGAAAAGGAACAUGAAGAAAAACCACUUGAAGAGAAUGGAUUAUUAGGGAGAAUGAGAAUAGCUCGAAGAAUUAAGAUGAGAAAAAAGGAAGAUAUUGUGUUAGCAGAACUUAUAGAAAAAGAAGUAAGGAAACAGUUUGAGGAAGCCAGAGGAAAUUUGAGAGAAGAAUUACAAAAUGUGCACUUAAUGAAACUCCGAGACAGAAAUCGUAAAAAUCAUAGUGAAACAAGAAAGAAAGCUGUUGUUUACAAAGAAGGUGACAUAAUUACGAUUAGAAUAACUCAAUUUGGUGAUGGAUUAAAAGUCCAUAAGAAAUUUUUAGGACCAUAUGAAGUGAUCAAAGUGAAGAGAGAUGACAGAUAUGACGUAGUUAAGAUAGGAAACCACGAAGGACCCAUUCGGACAUCAACUUGUUCAGAGUAUAUGAAGCCUUAGUACAGUAUAAAUCCGAGUCGGAUUCUCAGUAGGAUGGCCGAGUGUGGGAUCCGAAUUCUUAACACCCAACUGAAUGAUACGCUACUGACUUGACGAUACGUAAACUACGGAGGACCAUGCAGUUUUAUCGAUAUAGGGAGACGUAAGGGGAAGAGGUACUUGAGACGGAAACUGGAGCACGAUACAUAUAGUCUAAGAGCUAGCAACGUUUUCGAGAGAGAAUUUCAGGUAGGCCAGUUUUUAGAUAUGCUAUCUCUCUCACUCCCCCGCACAUCAUACGGGCUAUCUGGCUGGCGGUAGUGGUUGCGUUCAUCAGUGCGCAUCCUACCUGUACAGGUAAAAUAUCGAUUUUUCAAAUCAUUUUAAGAAGUUUUUUUUUUUUUUUAUUAUUUUUAUUGAAUUUUUCGCAACAUGAAUAUAUUAUUGCCAGAUAUUUUUAUCGUUGUUUAAAUUGUGCCAGACGCUAAUUUUGAAUUGAAAAAAAAUUUUUUUUCAAAAUAUUUCAGUAUGGCUGAAAUUUUUAUAUGAUGUUAUUUAAGUAUCUAAAAACCUAAAAUUAAUUUGCCAAACAAUAAUUCGAUUGUUAAACCUUCAGCCAGACCGAUCUAAAAGUGAAAAGUGAUUGGGCAUGUUGGAAGAGUACAGACAAUCACGUGUUAGUUGCGCAAGCGAGAUAGACGACAGCAGCUGUUUGUAAUCAAGAUGGCGUCAGUUUAGUCACAUUGGUGUAUUCGUUGCUGUUAUUUUUAAUGUUUUUAACAAAAUUGCGUUACAAUGGCUAGCGAAAAAUUAAAAUGUGUUUUUUGUAAAGACAGAAAUGGAAAAAUAAUAACUUUUGUUGAAGAUAAAUUAAAAAAGUGUAAAGAAGUUCUACAAAUACGUGUAAAUUUUAAACUGAAAUAUAAUAGUGUACACUUACCGGAGCAAGUUAAUGACACUGAUGGAUAUCACAGAAAUUGUUACAGCAGUUUUACAGCUCUAAUGACAAAAUAUCGUAAUUUAUCUGAAAUUAAUUUCUCGUCAACAGUAGAUCUUUCCAGCACAUCUAGUUCAACUUCGUUAUCAAAUACGGCAGUAGAUGUUAGCAAAAUCCUGCCAGAUAAUACGUCUCAGAAUUCACAAACAGAAGUUGUUAUCCAAGAAAUUGACACUUCUAAUGCAAUUAUUGAGCCUGACAGUGUGGUAAAUAUAGAAACAAAUUCAGGUGUUAAACGAGUUUGUUUUUUUUUGUGGAAAAGAUCGCAAGCAAUCAAAAGGUAAACAACAAACUUUACACUCCUCAAAUGAUGCAAAUAUUUAUAAAAAAAUAGCAGAGUGGAUGACAAAAUUAAGUAAUCAAGAGUUAGACAAAAUAGAAAAUUUACAGUCAAAAAGUGAAAUUAUUUUUUAUCAUCAUUCGUGUGAUAUUUAAAUGAUUAUAAUAAAGUUAUUGCUGAUAAUCCACAAACUCCCUGGCAUGACAAUCGGAGUAUCCACCAGUGCAUUUUCAACCAAAUUGUAUCAUUAAUAGAGGAAGAAGUUAUCAACAAUAAAAAUUGUUUGUUGUUAUCUUCUCUUUGUGAUACAUACAAUAAUGAAUUAAAGCUUCAGUCUCAGUCAGAUGUAAAUUUAAUGACAAAUCAUUAUCUUGAGGAAAAAAUAUUUAAACAAUUUAAAAAAUCAAUUAAAAUUAUUUCAAAAAAUAAAAAAAAAGUUAUCAUGCACAAAGAUUGUAGUUUAUUAGAAGAUAAUGAUUUGACGAGACUCGAGGAAAAUGAGCUUAUUGAUAAAGUAGCUUUAGUCCUGCGGAACACCAUUUUAAAAAUGGACAAAUUAAAAUUACCUUCAAAAAUCAAGCCAAAUGAUUUGAUCAAUGGUGAAUGUACCAUUCCUGAAAAAUUAGAUCGAUUUUUUAAAGUAUUGAUUGGAGGCAAAGAUAUUCGUCGCAGAAAUGGUGUAAACUGUGAUCGAUUGAGCAACUCAAUCGCCUCUGAUACUAUUUUUUGUGUGACUAAUGUUACUAUUAAACCAUCAAAACAAAUAACUCUUGGUAUGACUGUUAAAAGUCUUACAAGUAGUAGAAGAAUCAUUAACAUUCUUAAUCGUUUUGGACAUUGCUGCAACUAUACUACACUGGAGGAGCUGGAAACUGAAGCUACUUAUUCAUCUGUACAUCGCUCUGAAAUUAGUCCACCUGACAUUAUUCGGAAAUCAUCAUUAUGCACAGGUGUAGCCUUCGAUAACUUCGAUAGAAGUGAUCAGUCCGACAUGUUACCACCACCAGCAAAAAGAAGACGAACCUUUGAAGCCAUUGUUCCUGAACUUGUUCCAAUUUCUGCCCGAUUGCAAAUGUUAGAACGAUUAACACCUAUUGAGAACAUAGAGCAAUAAAAAUAUAUAUUUUAAAGAAGCCCUUGUUAAUUUUUUUAUUGACCAUUGGGCUGGUGAUGAAAUGGAUCCUAUCAUUGGAGAUAAAAUAAUUUAUGUGAACUUCAACAAGUGCUAUUCAUACCGGGUUGAAAGUAAUAAAGUUAUUAAAAUUGUUGAAGAUUCAUUGUCUUGCGAAGAACACGAAGAAGCCGAUUCUCGAAUAAUAUAUCACAUUUGCCAAAUAAAUGUCGAUGGUGAAGUUGUGAUACGCUGCUCAGACACAGAUAUUUUAAUAAUACUUCUUGGUAACAUGCAUCAUUUGAAUGCAUCACUAAAAAUCUGGGUAAAUUUGGGCGUAGGGAAUCACGAGCGAUUUAUAAGCGUCAAUCAAGUGCACGAAAUUCUAGGGAAUUCUUUAUCGAAAGCUCUACCGUGCUUUCAUGCACUCACAGGAUGCGACUAUACACCAGCUUUUUUCCGGAAAGGUAAACUUCGACCUUUUAAACUGUUAGAGCAGUCAGAAGAGUAUCAAUUAGCCUGUCAAAAUAUUAUAACAGAUGAUGAAGAAUUGCUGGAUGAGACAUUUAGGAUCUUAGAAAAGUUUAUUUGUCACAUUUACGGAGCUCGUGAUUCUUGGAACGUCAAUGAAGUUCGGUUUCAUCUGUUUUCAAACACUUAUCGGUCUAAAAAAUCAGAUGAUAAUUUUGAAAAAAAAUUUCGUAAUUUUGAUCCAUCAAGCCUACCACCAUGCAAAGCUGAAUUGUAUCAGCAUUUACUACGAAUUCGUUACGUUACAAAGUUUUGGAGAAAUGCUCAUUUACAACACCCAACAUCUCUAUCACCUCAAGCUUCUGGCUGGACCAUAAAUGACGAUAAAUAUGAUUUUAUCUGGUUUGUUGGAGAGCAGUUACCAUCAUUUAUUGCCGACAUUAUCAUUAAAGAUAAUAGCUUAUCACAAGACGAUGAUAAUCCAAAAGACGACGAUGGCAAUGAAAAUGACAGUAGUGAUGAAGAUGAUGAUAAUUAUCAAGAUGCCUCCGUUUUUUGUGACACAAUUAUGGAUUAAAAAAUAUAAUUUUUGUUUACUUUCAUCCUUGAGAUAGAUUAUUACCUUAAUUUUGCACAAAAAUAAAUAAUUAUUUUAAUGCUA